AGACCGGCCGGCGAGUUUCGCGGGCUGUAGUUCUUCGUUAGGCGUAUUUUUUUAUUCAGCAUUAUUAUUAUUUUUCCUCUCAUCGGAAAGCUGAGAACAGCACCUGUUCCAUUCGAUUUUCUCCGGUCUUUCCAUUCUUUUGUCCGACCAUUGCAAUGAGACCCAAUGAAGCAGUGGAGGCAUCGUUCGCCUCGGAGAUGCGCUUGGACGAAUGGAAGCGGUGGGCGGCUGAGUGCAUCGACGAGUCCUCGGAGCGCCUGGGCGAGCUAAGCCGGGAGAUCUGGAGCCACCCGGAGCUGGCUUACGAGGAGCACCAGGCUCACGCCGCCCUGACGCGCUUCUUCGGCGACCUGCCCGUCUCCUCCUCUUCGGGCGCCUGGUCGGUGCAGCGCAGCUACAAGCUAGAAACGGCCUUCCGGGCGGACUGGAAGUGGGACGGGGCGUCCUGCUCUCCCGCCGAAGCGAGCCAGGCUCCCCCACAGCCACCGCCGCCUCUGCUUCGGCUGGGCUUCCUGUGCGAAUACGACGCCCUGCCCGCCAUCGGGCAUGCCUGCGGGCACAACCUCAUCGCCGAAGUGGGCGCUGCCGCCGCGCUGGGCCUGAAGGGCGCUCUGGAAAGCCUCCGCCAGAGCCCUGCCGGCCUCCCUCGCCAGGCGCCCGCUGUUAAGAUCACAGUGCUGGGUACCCCUGCUGAAGAAGAUGGAGGAGGCAAAAUAGACUUAAUUAAAGCUGGGGUUUUUGAUAGUCUAGAUGUUGUUUUCAUGGCUCAUCCCUCUCAAGAAGAUGCAGCUUAUUUACCUGAUAUUGCAGAACAUGAUGUGACUGUGAAAUACUAUGGAAAAACUUCUCAUGCAGCUGCUUACCCUUGGGAAGGACUAAAUGCAUUAGAUGCUGCUGUACUUGCAUACAACAAUCUGUCCCUUUUAAGACAGCAAAUGAAACCGACAUGGAGAGUACAUGGUAUAAUAAAGAAUGGAGGUGUGAAACCUAAUAUCAUCCCUUCUUACACUGAAUUAGAAUUUUACUUGCGUGCUCCUUCCUUAAGGGAACUCUCUACCUUAAAGGAAAAAGCAGAGAAUUGUUUUAAAGCUGCAGCUCUAGCAACUGGUUGUGAAGUGGAAUUACAAGAUAGUGAAAAUGAUUUCUACAAUGUGCUUCCUAAUAAGACUCUACAAAAAAAUUACAAAGAAAAUGGCAAGAAGCUUGGCAUAGACUUCAUUUCUAAUGACAACUUAAAUGAGUUAACAGGUUCUACUGACUUUGGAAAUGUUAGCUAUGUGGUCCCUGGAAUUCACUCCUAUUUUUACAUUGGUUCUGAUGCAUUAAACCAUACUGAGCAGUAUACAAAAGCUGCAGGAUCAGAAGAAGCUCAGUUCUACGCCUUGAGAGCAGCUAAAGCUUUAGCUAUGACUGCCUUGGAUGUUAUUUUCAAGCCAGAUGUCUUGGAAAAAGUUAGAGAAGAUUUCAGACUAACGAAACUGAAAGAAGAAAGUCAUUUGAAUGUUCCUGGAAAUGCAAAAGGACCAGAUAAUGGUAUUGGAGGAGAAUGUGCAUCACAUUGAAGUAAUAUAGCAUAUUACAACGUUAAAAAAACUAUGGAAGGUCCAGGACUGAGCUAAUUCUAGGGAAUAUUUUUAAUAAUUGGAAAGAUAUUGAAACCAUGUAUUUUUUCCCAAUAGUAUUUUUGUCUAAAAUUAUGUCAUUUGUCUUAAUUUCAGACAAAACUACAUGAUGCAAUUCUGAUUGAACGUAAGAUGAAUCUUAGACUUUUGAACUGUUGCAAGUGCUAGUAUGAUUUUUUUUAAGGUUAUUUCUGUACCCAUUGUUCUAAUAUCAGAGGGAGCCAUGCUUAGUAUAUAUGGAGAGCUAGUUUGGUGUAGUGGUUAAGGUGCUGGCCUAGAAAGCAAGAGGUUGUGAGUUCUAGUCCCACCUUAAGCACGAAAAUCGGCUGGGUGACUUUGGGCCAGUCACUCACUCUCAGCCCAACUCACCUCACAAAGUUGUUGUGGGGAAAAUAAGAGGAAGAAGCAGUACAUGGUAUAUUCUGUGCCUUGCCUUCUAAAAAAAUUAAGUCAAGAUAAAAAAAUCUAACGAAUAAAAAUAAACAAAAUCAUCAGGAAAGUUAAUAUAUUUUAUUAAGUUACAUGUAAUUGAAUUAUGAUUUUUGCAAAGGGGAUACCAAAGGUUAGGCAUUGUUUGAAGGAUGUGCCUGGGUUUUCAAUAUUAGAAAUAACUAAAUAAACAUAAAUGGAGCUUAGUUUUCAAAAUGCAACAUUUUUCAUUAUCUCUCAACUUUCCUGGAAGGCUAGUUUUAAUCACUUGAUAUUUCAUGCCUGAAAUGCAUUCCUAUACUCUUGUUCUGCACAAUUUUUGAAUCAAGCAUCUCUCUUAGUCGAAUGUAUACUACCGGUAUUUAUUCAAAUAAUAGGAUUGUUCAAUGCUUCAGAUUCAAUUCUAUAAUGCUGUUUUAAAGUGGAUAGUAAUGUGAAAGUAGCCUCAAAGGUCAGCUGUAUGGACCCAGGAAAUGAUCUUACUAUUUUAAAGAGUUGUGUACAGGUGAUACAUUCGCAUAUUUGCAUGUUCAAAAAGUGCCUUUUUGGAAUCAUAUGCAAAGAACUACACAGUGUAGUGCAGAAGUAACCAGGCAUAGCAAUUAAACUGAAAUCCAGGGAAAAAAUAUUAUGAAAGUAUCUAAUUAAACGAGAAUGGGUGAUUCUCUAUUAUAGAUAAAGGCACAGUAUAAAGUAGUAUUUUUGGGUUUUUGUUUACCUUGCUUUAGAAAAUAUUUUAAAAAAACACACACGCACGUUUCCUCUAUUGCAUUUGCUUAAUUGUCCAUGUAAGCACUAGAAGAAUUGUAUUUUGAAAAUUAAUUAUUUCAAAAUUUAUGUUAUGGAUGCAGUACAAAGUAAAUUAGUAGACCGCAUAAUUGAUUAUGACUCUGUUCCUUUGUGUGGAAAAUAGCACUUCCUUCUUCAUGCAAAGAAACAGAGUUUGGGAUUACUCCAGUUUAAAGAUCUAGGUUUUUUUCCCCUAUUUUAAGAAUACUUUGAGCCCUUUCAGAAUCAUUUUAUAUGGUUAUCAAAUAGUUCCUCUCCUUCAGAGGAUCAUAAUCAGUCCUCUGAAAUAUGUUGCCUGAGAGCAAAGUGAUAAUCUGAAAUACAGUAGCAGCCAUCUUGAAAUAUUAAUUCACCAAGUAGCUAAUACUAUGGAUUUGGCCUCUAAAGUAUUUGGAAUAAUGCUACAUUUUUGUAUUGUUGGUGACAAGCAAAUAAACAGGUGAGAAGUGAAUAGCCAAGAGUAAAGAAAAUGUUGGCAUUUCUUCUUGCAAGGGGGAUAUCCUAUGAAAGAGUACUACAAAUGAUUAAAACUUGUUUUAAAAGCAUGUUUUCUAAAUUAACAUUUAUUGUAAAAGAGCACUUAUUAUAAAAUUCUGUUUUUUAAAAAAAGUAUCAAGCAUUGAUUCUUUAUUCUAAGGGAUAGUUUUUUCGGAAUGUAAAGUAAUACAAAAUCUUGCCCUUAUUGGCAAAAUUUUCAGAUAGUUGAUUAGUAUUUUUCUUCCAUGUUACAAAUUGGUUAAUUCUUCCCAUAUUAUAUCAACACUAUCUAGAGCUGUUCAGAGUGUUCUAGAAUCUAGAAUACUAUAUUGCCAAACUGCUCCAUUAAUUAGAUUACAAGCAUCAGUUGGAAAGUGGUCAUGUGGUCAUUUGUUUGUUUUAUAUUGAUACUGUCAGUCAGCCUUUGUAUUUGGUAUUCUGUAAUAUUUAUAAUAAGAACCAGUAGUGUUAAAGCAUCAGGCUAAAAACUGGGAGUUUUACCUCCACCUUGGGUAUAAAGCCAGCUGGGUGACCUUAAUCCAGUCACUUUUUCUUAGCCCUAGGAAAGAUGAAAUGGCAAACCAUUUCUAAACAACCUUGUCAGGAAAACUGUAGGAAUUUGUCCAGUCACCAAAAAUCAGAUAUUGAAUGGAAGGAAGAAAAACUACAAUAGUAUCAGUUCAAGCCUUACAAUGCAAUUCUGUGAAUACCUACUCAGAAGGAAAUCUUAUUCAUAGAUUUUAUAUCUAUCUAAAUAUCUAUCUAAAUAUUUAUAUAGAUAUAUAGUAUACAUACAUACUUUCACACUGCACCUACGUAUCUAAGCAAUUUUCUCCAUAAUAAAUAUCAAGUGCUUACUAUAUUUACUUUUCAACUGAUCCAGUAUAUUUCUUUUUAACAUCUUUGCAACUUACAAUAAAUGUAUUACACUCUUUUGAAUUAAUAUUCUAAAUAUUCAACAACUGUAAUUUAUAUGGAUUUCUGAUUGAAGCAAUAUGCCUACUUUCCUAGAUGUACAUAUUCAUAUGCAAUUGAGGAAGAGACAGUUGCUAAAAAACAAACUAUUUGAGAGUUUUGCAUGUUGAACUGUAAAUUGCAUGUUAGAAGAUUUUACACCUAAAUAAUAAUAAUGUAAUGUUUGUUGCCAGACCAGAUUAUGGUAUUAUUUAAAAUGAGCUGCCUUUUUUUAAUUUUUCUGCUAUGCUUGACAUGCUGGAAUUUCUUUUUAUCUUCUACAGCUGUUCUUGGAAGAGAAACCAUAAAUUAUUUGUACAACUGUGACAUUGUGAUACUGUGUAUAAAUGUAUUAAAGUUACACUUCAUAUUG
Crotalus tigris (Tiger rattlesnake) is the source of this 4644-nucleotide messenger RNA. It is a transcript of the gene PM20D2, whose product is annotated as peptidase M20 domain containing 2. The transcript has 7 exons. Bases 156 to 1562 code for a protein of 468 amino acids. NCBI's taxonomy places the organism in Eukaryota, Metazoa, Chordata, Lepidosauria, Squamata, Viperidae. Gene Ontology annotation, molecular function: dipeptidase activity. The record is from RefSeq and is a predicted model, not a curated record.